UUAUAUUAAUUGCCCCCCAACAUUUUCUUCUUUCUUCUUUCGCCUGGAAAUUUUUUUCCACCCAAAAAGCCCCCAGAAAUAGCCACACUCACACUCACAGAGAGAGAUAGCCGAUUCAGAAAAGCGCGAGUGAGGAAGCUUAGUCGCUUGAGGAGCGAAUGACCGGAACAACGCUUACACCGCAGGCGGCGAGUAACUUAGUCAGUCUCAAUAUUGGUGGCGGCGCCGGGCAGCAGGUCUCGGCUUCGUUCGUCAACUCCUUCCGAAUCACCGCCGUCGCCGACCGGCUGCUCGCUCACGUCCAGUCUGGUUAUCGCGGCGAUGCCAUGGAGUUCUUCAACCUCUGCCUCUCUCUUUCCAGAGGAAUUGACUAUGCCGUUGCGAACAAUGAGGUUCCGGCGAAGGCGUCCGAUUUGCCUGUUCUGUUGAGACAGAUAUGCCAAAGGAAAAACAAUGACGUUUUGCUAGCUGCUAUCAUGGUGCUGAUGAUAUCUGUGAAGAAUGCUUGUAGUACUGGAUGGUUUUCGGAGAAGGAGAGUGAAGAGCUAUUUUCUUUAGCUAAUGAGAUCUCCAGUAGGUUCUGUGGCUCGGGGGAUAUUACAACCGGACCUAGCUGUUCUCUUUCUAAUGUUGAAAAAGUUAUGGAGAGAUAUUAUCCAACGAUGAAGAUGGGCCACAUUCUUGCCUCUCUCGAAGUUAAGCCUGGAUAUGGAACGUACGUGCUUGAUUUCCAUAUUUCAAAGAGUACCGCGUAUUCUCCUCAAGAAAAAAUUAGCUUGACCUACCUGUCAUUUAUAAAAGUCAUCAUUGUUCUUAGCCUCUGUAUUUUCCUGCAGCGGUUAUUUGUUGCACAAACAGAUAAUAUGGAGACAUCUUCUUGUAUUAUAAGUCCCCAACAAGUGAACUUUCUUCUCAAUGGAAAGGGAGUAGAUAAAAGGAUCACUUGUUCAAUGGAUACUGGAUCACAGUUGCCUUCAAAUGUGACUGGAAUGCUUAAAUAUGGAACAAAUCUUCUUCAAGCUGUGGGCCAGUUCAAUGGUCACUAUAUCAUAGUGGUUGCCUUUAUGAGCAUCGCAUCAUCACUUGACACCCCAGUACUGAAAGAUUAUGUUCAGCCCAUCGUACCUUCCUCACCAGAUACUGAUAUAGUUGAGGGGCGAUCAAAAAUAUCACUUAAUUGUCCCAUAAGCUCUAGGCGUAUCAAAACUCCUGUUAAAGGAUAUUUGUGCAAACAUCUUCAGUGCUUCGACUUCGAUAACUUUGUGGUUAUGAAUAUAAGACGACCAAGGUGGCGCUGCCCCCAUUGUAAUCAGUAUGUCUGCUAUUUAGAAAUUCGGAUCGAUCAAAAUAUGGUCAAGGUCCUGAGAGAGGUAGGAGAGAAAUUUUCUCAAGUAAUUAUCUCUGAAGAUGGAUCAUGGAAGGUUGAGUUGGAAAAAGAUGAUGAUCUAGAUGUGGCAGACAAACUGAAAGAAACAUCUGAGAAGGAUGAAAGUACUCCAGGUCUUAGUGUUAUGGAUCUUACCAAUGAUGAUGAUAUUGAGAUGGAAACGGCUAGUGCUUGUGGACCUGAAGAUGUGAAACCUUUGAGCAAUACAAACACUGCUCAGCUAGAGGAUGACUUUUGGUCUGGAGUUUACUUGGCUAAUAGCGGGCUCACCCCUGGCACACAAUUGGCUAAUUGUAUCUCUCACUCUGGUCCCAGUUCUUUACAACCUUCCUUGUUGUCUGAUGCUGUUUCUCUUGCACUUAAUCGAGAAGCUGGGAGUCAUAGGAACACAGAUUUUUUGAUGUCUGUAAUGCAUAAUCAAUUUUCUACUCCCAAUAAUGUGAACUCACAACAGUUGCAAUCUGCAAAUCUGAUUGGUAGCAAUGAGUAUGGGAUAUCACAAAUAUUACCCAGAGAACUGGGCUCCGGGCUGCCAAUAGUAAGGAAUCCAAUAGCAGUCCAGGCCCUUCCAGCAUCGUCCCCAACAAUGGGCUCGCAACAAAGACCCAGAACUAGUUUCAAUAACUCAGCUCCCAAUAUUGCCUCCCUCACUUCUCAGGCCGGCCAGUCUAUCACUUCCCCAGCAAAUGUUCUCAAUGCAGUAUGUAGCGACUUGGAAAGGCAACAGCACUUCUCUAGGCCCCGAAUGAAUCCAGUUCAAGUGUCAGACAUUGCUUCAUCUUCAUUGCAUCAUGGCUCAAGAACAACACAGAAUCGGGUUCCCCUAGAUCGGUCCUUUACUCAUGGUCAAUCUGCUGUUGGCAUUCCGGUUCCAAGCCAAUUGCAAAGUGCUAGCAGAGUAUCUUCGGGGCUCCAGGGGUUCACAAAUGCACACCUACAGCAAACUUUUAAUCCGAGGCCUCACCCAACUGUGGGCCAGUCUUCAAGUGCACAUUCCUCGCGGUCCCAUGUGAUGCAGGGGAGUGCACAAGUUGGAAUUGGUCAAACACCAAGUUCUUUAAACAACCAACAGAGUUUCAUAAUGGCUGCUCAGCGAGCUGCUCAGGCCAGGCAGUCUUCACCAAUGACAGCACAAAAUCAAACUCCCAGAACCAGGCCAUCUUUGUCUGUAAAUGCUGCAGGGUUUAGAGGAUCGGCAGGGGAUCAGCGUGGAAACAUUGGAGGAACUGUCCAAGCAGUUUCAGGGGCUGAUGGGUUGGGGAAUUCACCAUCUGAACAGAAUUGGCGACCAACAGGUCGAAUGCGUGGAAGUCUCUCAGGUCAGGCUUAUAGUGCUGCUUUGAACCAGUUCAUAAUUCGGCCAACCCAACCAACUGAAACUGCGAGACCUGCACCACACCUGACUCCUCCCUCACACCUGACCACUCCAUCACACCUGACCCCUCCUCCACACCUGACCCCUCCCCCACACCUGACCCGUCCUCCACACCUGACCCGUUCCUCACACCUGACCUCUCCACCAUCUGUUCCAUCCCAGCUGCCUUCUAAUAUGAGCGCUCAGGUUCCUCAACUACCUAAUAAUCAUCCUCAAUAGAUUGUUCUUGUCUGAGUGGUUUCAUAUGAGUAUUCUGCACAGGUUGACUUGGAGUUGUUUAUGCUGUUGUAUAUAUUAUAAUAGUUGGUCAAUUUUGUAUUCCUUGGUCAACCGGGUAAGUUGAUUUAGGAAUUAGGAGUUUGUUUUGUAGAGUAAUGAUUGGGGCUAAUUGUAGUACAAGUUUUGUCUGUUGUAGUUGUGAUGUUAUCUAUAUAUCUAAUCGUUUUGUCUACAACAACAAUUAUAUUGGCUUAACUAGAUUUGUUCAA
Messenger RNA from Rosa chinensis, 3250 nucleotides. Its product is annotated as E4 SUMO-protein ligase PIAL2. Bases 159 to 2981 code for a protein of 940 amino acids. Gene Ontology annotation, molecular function: SUMO ligase activity; zinc ion binding. The record is from RefSeq and is a predicted model, not a curated record. The transcript is spliced from 16 exons. Gene Ontology annotation, biological process: protein sumoylation. Lineage: Eukaryota; Viridiplantae; Streptophyta; Magnoliopsida; Rosales; Rosaceae.